AUGAGCUCUCCAAAGAAAAAUGAAGUCGCAUAUCUUCAAACGAUUCCUCGUGAAUUGAUGGCGCUUAUUCUGUCUCGAGUUGCAGCAUCUUUCGCAACUGACAUCUCUAACAUUAAGCUAAGUUGUAAAGGAUUCAGUGAAAUUGCCGAAGAUUUGCACUUCUAUCGGCAUGCAACUUUAGAGAAGUUCCCAAUUAUUGAAUGGAGUCCACUAUGCGAGAAGAAACAACGGUUUCUAAAGAGAUGCAAAGAAAGCUUUAAUCCUGAGAUUUGGUAUAGAGAAGCACUGGUGGAUUUUUUCGACAAGGGAGACAAUGCACUAGCUCUCCGAAAAUUCACCAAGGCGGCUGAAGCAGGGCACAUACAAGCCCUAUACUCUUGUUGCACUGUGAUGAUUUUAAGCGGGAACAAGAGCGGGAUCGAGAUGAUGGCCAAAAUGAAGAAAGAUGGAACAAGAGUGAGAUGGUGUUGCAGAAAACUGAUAGAGGAACUGAGCCAAAUAUGGGUGUCGAAUCCAUUGCUCAGUCAGCCACAGUUGAUUUGUGGGGAACACCACAGGCGAACAAAUAACAGUCCCAGGGAAGACGAAGAAGAAGAUGAGCUGUUCUAG
Molecule: messenger RNA, 609 nt
Organism: Salvia splendens (bonfire salvia)
Lineage: Eukaryota; Viridiplantae; Streptophyta; Magnoliopsida; Lamiales; Lamiaceae
Product: putative F-box protein At1g67623
Exons: 1
Coding region: 1-609 (202 amino acids)
Source: RefSeq, a predicted model, not a curated record